AUAUACAUAUCGCAAUAAGAUGUAGCUCAAUAUUUCCACAAUGAGUAAAACAAUAAAUUUAGUCAUAUCCACCAAAACACUGUCUCCGGCAAAAGUGUACUGGAAUUUCCUUCAAUAUAAUAAGCUAAAUACAAAAGUUUUUGAAAAGAAAAUCGAGGAAUCGUACAAAGUACUAAAUAUUCCAGUUAAUUCAAAUCAAGAAACAGUCCACAAUGCCUUCAUAAAACUUGCCAAGAAGUAUCAUCCAGAUUCUGGUUCCCCGGAUGCCAAUAUAGACAAGUUUAUGGACGUUGAAAACGCAUUUAGAAUCUUGUCGAAGUAUAACAAUGGGUCUAAUUUAAGUAAUGAAGAGGUGGAGAGAAUUGUUUAUGAUAUUAGACACACAGCGCCACAACACCGUCAAUACCUCAGCUUUGAAGGCAUAGGUCAUGGUACACCAUUUCAACGUGAAAAGCAAUGGAUACAACACCGUGCUCAGAAAGCAGUUAACAACAUCAUGGAGUAUCGUGUUUCCAAAACUGUUACUGAUGAUAAAACCGUAAUGGUUAAAGGACAACAAUAUGGCAAAAAACAUGAUAUCAAAACUAAAUACGGUUUUGAUAGAUUGGUUGAAGAUUUAAUACAAGAGUCCAUGUCAAAAGGGGAAUUCGACAAUCUGAGCGGCAAAGGAAAGCCAUUGAAGGAGCAAAAUACAAAUCCUUAUGUGGAUUUUACAACGCACAAAUUGAAUGAGGUUCUAAUAAACAAUGGCUUUACUCCGGAAUGGAUCAUGAUGAGCAAAGAGAUAGAUCACGAUAUAAAACUGUUAAAGCAAGACAUUGCAAUCCAUCGCAUGUACUUAGGUCCUUAUCCUCUCAGCGCAUCGGACAAAGAUAAAUGGGAUAAAAUAUGUCACGAAAAUCGACAUAUAGCUAAAUCAAUAAACACCAAAAUUAACAAAUAUAAUUUAAUAGUUCCUUUAAUAGAUAGACAGAAGUUCCUUGUAGAAUUUGACAAGUUAUGCGAAGAAAUAUUAAAAAAUUGUGAACAUUCAAAAGAAAAGAUAGUUAAAAUCGAGGAAGUGAAACGAGAAAUUCCAACAGCUAUUGAUCAUAAAGACGAUUUGUUUGGAAUAAUGUUUAGAGCUGUAUGUGAUUUAUUUACUUCCAAAGAAAAGAAAAAAGAAGUCGAUAGUUAACAACAUAGUUGUUUC
This is a messenger RNA of Hyposmocoma kahamanoa, 1192 nucleotides long. Its product is annotated as dnaJ homolog subfamily C member 28. Lineage: Eukaryota; Metazoa; Arthropoda; Insecta; Lepidoptera; Cosmopterigidae. The transcript has 4 exons. The record is from RefSeq and is a predicted model, not a curated record. Bases 41 to 1177 code for a protein of 378 amino acids.